Molecule: messenger RNA, 511 nt
Organism: Centropristis striata (black sea bass)
Lineage: Eukaryota; Metazoa; Chordata; Actinopteri; Perciformes; Serranidae
Product: ubiquinol-cytochrome-c reductase complex assembly factor 2
Exons: 4
Coding region: 35-427 (130 amino acids)
Biological process (GO): mitochondrial respiratory chain complex III assembly
Cellular component (GO): mitochondrial matrix
Source: RefSeq, a predicted model, not a curated record
AAACGUUACGCUUCGCUCAUCUUCACGUCCAAAGAUGUCUGCCACCAGGUACCGACGGUUCCUGAAGCUGUGUGAGGAAUGGCCCCGGGACGAGGCCAAGAAAGCCCGAGAUAUGGGCACGUUUCUGCGGCAGAAAGUAGCUUCAGCUUUCCGGGAGGGUGAAAACACACAGAUCUCAGAUCCAGAGAAGUGCGACCAGAUAUAUGAAAGCUUGGCCCGCAUUAACGGCAACUACUACAGACAACGAUUUCCUCGUGUAAGAGACACAAGUUUUACUGGAGUUACAGUGGAAGAGUGUAAAUUGCUUUUGUCAGGUAAUGUGGAAAAGAUGGACGAUGAGAAAAAGGGAUUGUGGAAAACGUUAAUGGAGAGAUUCUCCAAACCACCAGAAGACGUUCCGGAGAAAGAGAAAGCUCCUGAAAAAUAACUUUCUCUCUCUCUUUCUUUCUUUCCUACCUUUUCUUUUCUUAUUGCAUGAAUAGAAAUAAAGUGUAUUGUUAUUAUCUUUUAA